Molecule: messenger RNA, 856 nt
Organism: Exophiala viscosa
Lineage: Eukaryota; Fungi; Ascomycota; Eurotiomycetes; Chaetothyriales; Herpotrichiellaceae
Product: 40S ribosomal protein S19
Exons: 3
Coding region: 241-705 (154 amino acids)
Biological process (GO): ribosomal small subunit assembly; translation
Cellular component (GO): ribosome; cytosolic small ribosomal subunit
Molecular function (GO): RNA binding; structural constituent of ribosome
Source: RefSeq, a predicted model, not a curated record
AGGAAGUGGGAAGUCCGGCCUCGCUUCGCAUGGAGUCUUUUCAGUACUGCUCGGCUAAACGACGGUAAAUUCGAUGCCAAGACCCAUCAUUCUUGGCAUUGAGCACAACGAGAAUUUGACGAUGGGUCGACUUUGACCUGACCGAUCGCAACAGACAACACUGCUCCUCAAGCUCAACGACUCCUCUCUACCUAGACCACAAAUCUGAUUGCAGAGACCCUGUCUCCAACAACCGCAAUCAUGGGUGGUGUUACCGUUCGCGAUGUCGAUGCCCAGAAAUUCAUCACCGCAUACGCAGACUUCUUGAAGAGACAGGGAAAGCUCCAAAUACCAGGUUGGGUUGAUACCGUCAAGACCUCACACUCCAACGAACUCCCUCCUCAAUCCGCCGACUGGUUCUACGUCCGAGCCGCUGCUGUCGCCCGACAUGUCUACCUCCGAAAGUCCGUCGGUGUAGGCCGUCUCCGAAAAGUCCACGGUAGCACAAAGAACCGAGGAUCAAGACCUUCCCAUCAUGUUGAUGCGUCCGGUUCUGUCGACCGAAAAGUCAUGCAAUCCCUCGAGAAGCUUGGAAUCCUUGAGAAGGCUGAUGAAGAUGAGGAGGGUACCGGAAAGGGAGGCCGAAGAAUCACUCAAUCCGGCAUGCGAGAUUUGGACCGAAUUGCCCAGACUGCCAUCGAGGGCGAGGAGGAGGAUGACGAGUAAAUUUAGUCGCAAAAAGAUCGGCGUCAAUCGGGGAGCAUUAAAAGGAUUCUCUUGCCAACCUCUGUCCAUUGGGAUGGGAAAUGUGCUGGCGGCUGAGAAAGCCAAGCUACGCCACGAACUAUCCACAGGAGGGUGAGCAGUCUGGCUGUCU